This is a messenger RNA of Trichomycterus rosablanca, 3921 nucleotides long. RefSeq names its product sphingosine-1-phosphate receptor 1 (gene s1pr1). The transcript is spliced from 2 exons. Gene Ontology annotation, molecular function: sphingosine-1-phosphate receptor activity. The record is from RefSeq and is a predicted model, not a curated record. Gene Ontology annotation, biological process: regulation of metabolic process; sphingosine-1-phosphate receptor signaling pathway; adenylate cyclase-activating G protein-coupled receptor signaling pathway. The coding region runs from base 255 to 1352 and encodes 365 amino acids. Gene Ontology annotation, cellular component: plasma membrane; cytoplasm. Lineage: Eukaryota; Metazoa; Chordata; Actinopteri; Siluriformes; Trichomycteridae.
GAGACACACGAGACUGUCAGAGCCGCAGCGCGCGCUUUCACUACACAGAGCAGCCUGUUCACAAUGCCAUCCUUGGAUUUGCCUUCACUAUUCUUCCACACUAAGGAUUUUUAUCUGACCUAAGGAACGUUAGGAAACUUAUCAUCAUAUAAGAAGUGGAUACAAACCAACCCUGGUCCUCCAGAGCCCCUCAGUGGACUAACAGUGGAUUGCACUACUCCUGGAUCAUACACUAGCUCAGCCAGACUGGGACCAUGGCAGACUCGGUGUACUCUGACCUGAUAGCCAAGCACUACAACUUCACUGGGAAGUAUCGUAAGAUAGAAAAGCCUUCCGGACUCAAGGCUGAUUCUGUUGUGUUCAUCAUCGUUUGCUGCUUUAUCAUUUUGGAGAAUAUCCUGGUUCUUCUCACGAUCUGGAGAACCAAAAAGUUUCACAAGCCUAUGUAUUACUUUAUUGGGAACUUGGCGCUGUCAGACUUGCUGGCGGGAGUGGUGUACACGGCGAAUAUCCUGCUCUCAGGAGCCAAUACGUAUAAACUCAGUCCUAUGCAAUGGUUCUUCCGAGAGGGGAGCAUGUUUGUGGCCUUGGCUGCUUCGGUGUUUAGCUUGUUGGCUAUUGCAAUCGAGCGUCACCUCACCAUGCUUAAGAUGAAGCUCCACAACAGCGGUAAUACAUGUCGAGUCUUCAUGCUCAUCAGCACCGUCUGGUUCAUUGCUGCUAUUCUCGGUGGAUUGCCUGUAAUGGGCUGGAACUGCAUCCAGAGCAUGACCACCUGUUCCACGGUGCUGCCGCUCUACCACAAAACCUACAUCUUGUUCUGCACGACUGUUUUUAGUGUCAUCCUCAUGGCCAUCGUGGCCCUCUACGCCCGGAUCUACGUGCUCGUGCGCACCCGCAGCCGCAAGCUGGUCUUCCGAAAGGUCACUAAUGGGCGCGCGAGCGGAAACAAGAGCUCAGAGAAGUCGAUGGCUCUUCUGAAGACGGUCAUCAUCGUCCUGAGCUGUUUUAUCGCCUGCUGGGCGCCGCUUUUUGUCCUGCUCCUCCUGGAUGUAGCCUGCGAGAUUCGCACCUGCCACAUCCUGUACAAAGCAGAGUGGUUCCUCGCUCUGGCUGUACUCAAUUCUGCCAUGAAUCCACUCAUCUACACGCUCACCAGCAAUGAGAUGCGUCGGGCGUUCAUCAAGAUGCUGAUGUGCUCUCAGCCGUCAGGCAAGUUCUCCAGGCCUAUCAUGGGUGCUGAGUUCAGCCGGAGCAAAUCGGACAAUUCUUCACACCCAAACAAGGAAGAGCCGGAGUAUUCACCCAGGGAGACUGUUGUAUCCUCGGGAAACAUCAAUUCUUCUUCUUAAAAAGACUGUGGACGUGUUUUUUUCCUAGUAGUGAAUGUAUGUGGAUGUAAAUGUGUAUAAGUGUGAAAUUUCCAAGGGUCCUAAGAAGAUGAGGUGCCAAGAUGAGAACCCGAGGAAAUAAAACAUGUUCAGUCGUCCACAUUGUCCAGAGGAGUGAACAUUUAAUACUGGUCCCCCUGCAGCACGGUUGUAUAAGUGGUACAAUAGUUUCUACACCAACUUUCUUUAAUGGUAUGAAACCACGAAAGGGCAAAGCUGGGAGAAUCUAAGACUAAACAUAGAGAUCUUUACGCCCUUGCCUGAACUACAAACUGCUGCUCUCUUACAAAACCAUUCUUGCCACUUACGAAGAAGCACUGAAACGUCUUCCUCUUCCUCUGAAACCUUUCAGAAAAAGCACUUAACCAACGGAGCUCUGUAAACUUGAUUAAUCAGUAUUACCCACCAUUUCUAUGGAGUGUUUGUUUGCAUCUGGCUGAAAAGGGCAUUAAAAACAAUUGGCUUGUACUGAUUUUGUAAAAGGACUCACAUUUCUAGUUAAAUAGUUCUAGUUUAAUUUUAGUCAAAUGAUAACAAGGCAGCCAGCGUUGGUUGUUGGUUUCACACGUGCUUCUUCUGGUUUGAUUUCUUCCUGCUUACAUGAGUAUACGUGAAUAUAAAAGUGAGAGUGAUAAACUGGUGCCUGUGUCUAAGAUAAAUUCCCAUUGCCAGAUAGUGAGUUGGCUUACAAGCUAGUCAUUGCAAGGCCUGCUGUUUUCAUAACUAAAACGCCAAAACGCUUGUGUUAGCUCUUAUUUUAAUUUAUCUGAUGUGAUCUUUGAAGUUAACUCUGUUGUUGUCGACUUAAUAAAUGCAGUUUAACUUUCAGAAAUGAACAUAGAGGCCGCUCAGGUGGCGCAGCGGUAAAAACACACGCUGGAACCAAAGCUGGGAUCUAGAAUACAUCGUAUCGAAUCUCACAUGAACAACGAUUGGCCUGUUGUUCAGAUAUGGGCAGGAUUAAGCCGGAUGGGGUCUCUCUCUCAUAACUAAUGCAAUCACGACCUCUGCUGGCUGAUUGAUGGUGCCUGCACAGAGAUGAGAAAAGAGUGCUGUCAGGGUGUGUCUCUCCGUACACAACGCUGAGCUGCACUGCACUCGUCAAAAGUGUAGGUGAUAAGAUGCAUACGGCUGCUGCCCACGUGUCGGAGGGGGCGUGGGUUAGCUUCGUUCUCCUCAAUCAGAGCGGGGAUCGCCAUUGGUGGAGAGGAAGCAUGACGCAAUCGGGCAAUUGGACGAGCUAAAAGGGAGAAAACGCAUAAAGAAAAUAUAUUAUAAAAAAAAGAAAUGAACAUAGAGGUUUCUGUCACUUUCCAAAAACAUGCAGAUAGUGGAUUAGCUGCUUUAGAUAGUCCCUUAAUAUAAGUAAGUAAAGGAAUAGUGUGUGUUGCCCUGCAAUGGUGUUCCUGGUGUUCCUGACCAGGAGGAAGCAUUUAGUGAAAAUGAAUAAAUAAAUUAAUGCAUGAAUAAAUAAUUGGGUAACAGUGUAUAAAAUAUCAAUCUGUACACCGCUAUAUUUAUAGUUACAGUUAUAGCACUUACGUGACUUUGGAUUUUCUGUGUUAUAGUUUGAAGUUUUUCCCUUGUAGAUUUUCAAAGCAGACCAGCUUUAGGUCAACAAAGUCACUUUAUGGGACAAAUUUGAACACAAUUGGACUUUCAUUUGUCUUAAAACCCAUUUAAUUUGACUUGUAAAGACUAAUUAAUGCUGCAUCAACUAAAUAAUGCAUUUCAAUUCAUGCAAUUGGCAUCAACUAAACUAGAUGCUAAUUCUACUUUUUACCUUUCUGUUUUCACCCAGAUGCAAACAGUCACUUCCUUACUGUUGUGAAGAACAUGUAGAAUAGCACUUGUUAUAAAAGUGCUCUCUGAGAGCCAGGAUAGGCCUUACUGACAUUAGACAGUGUUAUUAGUUUGUUUAUUGUAUCAUUUUAUUGCAAUUAAAUGAAAGAAACACAAUAAAAGGAUAAAAGGUACUUGUGUUUUUGUUUUAACUCAACACAGUAUUAGUGACAUUUCUACCCUCAGAGAAUUCAGAAUGUAUUUUUCUAAUGUUUGAUGUCACUUUUGUAUCGAACAGUGGUAGAAAUUCAGAACUUUGUACAGUAGUUACCAGUAUUAAUUUAUCUUAAACAUGCAUGUAAAUGAUGAGGUUGUGAUAUCUGUACCACUCCGUAGUGCAUUCUCUGGUUUUAACUAUAGCACCAGGUCUGGUCUCAUUACAGCAUCAAUCUUGGGUUUGAUCCUACAAAUUCUGGGGUAAUUCAGUGAUUAGUACUGAAACCCAGAAAUGCAAACCUGAUCAGAGAUUUUUAUCACUGUUACAUUAGCCGUCACAUCUGUACUGAAACGCUGCAGAAUGUCAAUAUUGUAUAAAAUUAAAUGUGUAUUUCUCUUUACAUGGCAUUACGUGUGCGGUGCAAUAGGUCGGUCAUGAGCUCAUGUGUCCCUGUGGUUUGUUUUUUGCACAUUGUAACACCUGUGUCUGUGUUUUGUUAGCUUGUAAAUAAAUAUUUGCUGUAUAAACAAA